UGCUCUCAGGGCUGCUAGAGAGAAUCUCUUGAAGCUUCUUGUUAAGUUCUUUAGAAGAGACAUGGCACAAACUGGACUUCUGAUUUUUCUACUCAUAAGCAUACUACUGUUGGAUCAGACCAUCAGCCAGGCUUCCAAAUUCAAAGCCAGGAAGCACAGCAAACGUAGAGUGAAAGAAAAAGAUGACCUAAAGACCCAGAUUGACAAAUUGUGGCGAGAAGUAAAUGCUCUGAAAGAAAUGCAGGCACUUCAGACAGUCUGUCUCCGUGGGACAAAGGCCCAUAAGAAGUGCUACCUCGUAUCAGAAGUCGCCAAACAUUUUCAUGAAGCCAAUGAAGACUGCAUAGCCAAGGGAGGGACACUGGCUAUACCAAGGAAUAAUGACGAAACAAACAUUCUUCGAGAUUAUGGCAAGAAAAGUAUGCCUAGAGUGUCUGAGUUUUGGUUGGGUGUCAAUGACAUGAUAAAUGAAGGGAAAUUUGUUGAUGUCAAUGGCAUGGCUCUACAGUACUUCAAUUGGGAUCGUGCCCAACCGAAUGGGGGGAAGCGGGAAAACUGUGUCUUUUUUUCUCAGUCAUCACAAGGCAAAUGGGUGGAUGAAGUCUGCCGUACUGCCAAAAGAUAUAUUUGUGAAUUUCUGAUCCCAUAAUUACAUAUUCAAGUAACCAUGACCAUGUUUUGGGUUAUUAACAGGCAGCUUUCUUGCUAAUAACCCCUCCUGCUUGGACAGUGGCAAGUUAGAAAUAUCCAUCAUCUGCAUUGUACUCUUUCCUGAAACAGACAUUUUCUCUAUUAAUUUAUUUUCUAUUCAGAUGCUAAAAUAUUAUGUUUAGUGAGUGCUCUUAUUAUGUACAGGAAUAUACAUUAUGUUUUGACUUACAUUGUAUCGUAUUUUUGGCAUAUUAUUUCAGCCUGAUGUUCGGGUUGCUCGAAUUCACCUUCUAUUUCUGCACUUUGUAUCUCCAUGGUAGGGUAGUAUUUACUUGAACUCAGAACUCUAGUGAAUCUAUUGAAAGUUUACAAAAGAUUGCUGUAUGGUGACAUGUGCAAAUAUAAGGUGCAGGGAUCCUUUCAGUUCUAGUGUUUAAGAGGGACCUUGGGGAUUAUGUGAGCUCCUGUGAAAAAUCACCAUCAUCCUUAUAGAGUUUAACAGAAUGGAUCUGUGACCAAGAGUUUUACUGAUGGGUUAAGAAAGCCACACGAAACAGAAAAAUCUGAUGUCAAUUUUUAAACUACAUGGAGUUAAAAGUGAUACAGUGCUAGAAAGUGGGGGAAGUAGUUGUUCUAAAACAUCACUUAGCGUAAACAUGUUUGUUUCUAAAUGUCUCAA
Messenger RNA from Calidris pugnax (ruff), 1330 nucleotides. RefSeq names its product C-type lectin domain family 3, member A (gene CLEC3A). Bases 62 to 649 code for a protein of 195 amino acids. Gene Ontology annotation, biological process: ossification. The record is from RefSeq and is a predicted model, not a curated record. Lineage: Eukaryota; Metazoa; Chordata; Aves; Charadriiformes; Scolopacidae. The transcript has 3 exons.